Messenger RNA from Leguminivora glycinivorella, 1012 nucleotides. RefSeq lists its product as uncharacterized. The transcript has 2 exons. The record is from RefSeq and is a predicted model, not a curated record. Lineage: Eukaryota; Metazoa; Arthropoda; Insecta; Lepidoptera; Tortricidae. The coding region runs from base 104 to 670 and encodes 188 amino acids.
CGCACGCACACAACAACAACUGUGCUCAAUGAGCUAACUGCGACCCGCGACACAUCCGCCGACGGCGUGUCGCUGUCUACUAUUACAUAAUCUAUGCUCUGAGAUGUUGCCAUAUCUCAUCCUAGUCUUCGCGCUCCAGCCCGCCCUGAACCUACCUCAGAAAGACUUCGACAUAAAAAGAGACCUCCGAAAGAAGAAAGGGAUAAACAUAGCGUACCCUCUCCCUCUCACUCAUCACCUCCUCCUGCCAUCGCAGUUACACGUCUUGCCAGCCACUUCUAAUGUUCACCACAGCUCUGUACACACAGGAGUUCAACAUAUAGUCACUAGUGGUGGGAACAUUCCGGUAUACUCCCAAACAGUCUCACAUUCAUCGACUAACAUCACUCAUCCAACGCAACUAGUUCCAAUUCUGGUACCAAUCCAACAUAACUUUGUAACACCACAACAUACUGUACAACAACAACAUAAUUUAAUACAACAGCAACUAUUACACGAUCUGUCUGUUAUACCUUUAAGAGCGCAGAAGUUCGGGCAUCUAAGAGUGGAGAACAAGGCAGAAGACAGAGAAGAUAUGAACCGUUUCAGGACUUUCUAUGGGGGGUUUGGGAAUGGGCUGUACUUUGGGGGACAUGGUACGGGGCAUGGGUUCUAUGCUUAUGGAAAAUGAAGUUUUAUCAAACAUACAUAAGGUUAUCAUUGUCUUUGGUAAGAGCGAUAGUUACUCAUGAAAUAUUUAAACUAUGGGAACGGACUAUUUCGCUACCGGCUUGGUAUCCAGUAGUACAUCCUGACCCCUUAGCACAACUUGCCUUGUCGCGCGCGAGUCCAUACAUCAAGCGCGACUUCAAGUAUCGACUCGCACGCGACAAGGCAAGUUGUGCUAGAGGGUCUGUACAGCGGAUAAAGGAAUUAAGCACGAAAUUAAAUUUGACAUACGCAGUUAUCAAUAAAUUAUACGAGUAUUUACAUACAUACAUAUACAUAUUGGGGGACACCUUACACAGAUCAA